AAAACAUUGACACGAAUAAUAUCAACAUAAAUAUAUUAUACGGAGUAAUUUUUCACUUAUGGAGACGAUUAAAAUUAUCAAGAUAAUUUGUGCAGAAUUUUACUUAUUAAAAAUUAGAUUAGUCGUUAAAUUUGUUCGUUGAUAAAUAGUUAAAUACUUAGUAUGAUUAAAUAUAUGUAUUGUAUCAACUUAACAAAAAUAAAAUAAAAUAAAAUAAAAAAAUGAAGUAUUAACCAACAAAUUAAAGGGAAAAAAAAUAUUAAAAAAAGGGUCCCACCGUCCUUUCUCUCUUAAGUCCCACCACCACCAUAAGGGUCCAUAACCCUUCAAGUGAAGGACAUGAUCCGCUACUCUCGCUUAUUAUUUCUCAAAAUUUUAUUGUUUUCUCUCUCAUAAAAACAAACUAAAAUCAAAGAUCCAUGGAAAUGGAAGACCAAUAUGGUAUAUCAGAUCUACGCCAGUUUAUUAGCCGAGCAGCUACGGUCACUCAAUUCCCGCCUUUUCCAGUACAACAACCCCCAUCGCUUCCUCCAUCCUCCGACCUCUUUUCGGCCCAUCACAACCAUCGGGGUCUAUCGCUCCCUAUUACUGCUGCUCAGCAUCAGCAGCAGCAUCAGCAGUAUGAGAUGGUGGUGAUGGGCCGAAGCAUGUCAGACAUGCUGCACCAUAAUAAUACUCAUCAUCAUCCCGGACACUUUAAUUCCGAGUCUACUACUACCACUGCUACUGCUGCUGCUAAUCAUUUGGGUGGAUUCGAUGGCGGCGAUGGUGGUGCUGCGAGGUGGCCGAGACAAGAAACAUUAACACUUCUCGAGAUCAGAUCUCGCCUUGAUCAUAAGUUUAAGGAAGCUAAUCAGAAAGGCCCUCUUUGGGAUGAAGUUGCUAGGAUUAUGUCCGAGGAGCAUGGAUAUCAAAGAACGGGGAAGAAAUGCAGGGAAAAAUUCGAAAAUUUGUACAAGUAUUACAAGAAGACUAAGGAAGGAAAAGCCGGUAGACAAGACGGUAAACACUAUAGAUUUUUCCGGCAACUCGAGGCGCUCUAUGGUGAGCACAAUUCUCAACAUCAUCAUCCAAUGACUUCAACCUCGGACACGCAUCAUAUAGCCGGAAACAUGGUCCCUCACUUCCACCCCACUCCGGAGAAUGUAGUCCCAUCGAAACUAGGGGUAACGGAUAACCAUCAACUACACCGGCCUACGAGUGUAAGCCUCUCGAACUCCUCGGACUAUGAGACCUCAUCCUCGGAUAAUGAGGGAGGGGGUUCAAUAGAAAGUGAUGAAUCUAAGAAGAAGAAGAGAGGGAAGCGGAGUUGGAAGGCGAAGGUGAAGGAGUUUAUAGACUAUCAAAUGAGGAAGAUUAUGGAGAAGCAAGAAGCUUGGCUCGAGAAGAUGAUGUAUACCUUGGAUAGUAGAGAAAGAGAGAGGAUGGAAAGGGAGGAAGAGUGGAGGAAGCAAGAAGCCGGAAGAAUGGAGAGGGAACACAAGUUUUGGGCUAGUGAACGGGCUUGGAUCGAGGCCCGGGACUCAGCUCUUAUGACUGCCUUGGAGAAGCUAACAAACACUAGGGAGAAAGAGGUUGCUAGUGAUAUUGAUCAUCGUAACCACCACCACCACCACCAUCGUAGCAAUGAACAUCAUUGCCGCGUGGGGAUCCAUGAUAACACUCAUCAUCAAUGGCUAGAGACCGAGGUCACGAGGCUUAUACAACUUCGAACGAGCAUGGAAUCAAGGUUUCAACAAUGUGGGUUCUCAGAGGAAGUUUUGUGGGAAGAUAUUGCUGCAAAGAUGGCUUAUUUGGGGUAUGAUAGGAGUGCAAGUGUAUGCAAAGAAAAAUGGGAUAGUCUUAACAAGUAUUUUCAAGAGAAGGACAACAACAUUAUUAUUAGGGAUGAUGGUAACAAGAAAAGGAAGGAGAAUUAUGGAGAGGUUAGUAAUCAUAAAAACAAAACUAGUACUAAUAAUAACAGUAAUAGUAAUUGUAAUCAUAAUGGAGGUGGAAUAUUAUACAUGAAUCACAUGGGAUUAGGAGGUUUUAGUAAUAAUGAGAUUAAUGAACCUAGGCUUCAACUUAAUGAGGGAUCAUCUUCGUCGCCUUCGUCUCACAACUCUAAUGCUAAUGCUAAUGUUAAUGUUAAUAUGAAUGUUAAUGCUAGUAGUAGUACUGUUGGUGCUGGUGGUGGUGUGAUGAAUGAUAGCUGCCUGAGGUUUUUUCUCGGCGACGGCGAGGGCACCCUUGGUUGGGAUAGUACUAAUUAUGGGUUGAAGCUCAACAAGGGUGGAGGUGCUUAAUCUUUUUCUAAAUUUUGAGUGAUUAAUUAGCUAGGCAGAGUUUGAGAUGAAGAUGAAGAUGACUAGUAUUUUUUUUUUUUUUUUUUUAAAUAUGAAAUUUUCUAAUUUGAUGUGUAGGAAAGUUGAGAGUACUAGCUAGCUAGCUAGAGAGGCAAUGGGAUAUGAGCAAUACCAUUGGAAGGACAACAUCAUCAGUUUGGGUAUGCAAGUAAUUAGUCUAACUUAAGAUUUUAUUAAUUAAUUAAUUAGUGUAUGUAAAUUAUUUGAAUGUUGUUUGAUUAUAAUAUGCUUAUUAAUGAUUACUCAGAAGUCAUCAUUUUUAGUAGGAAA
Molecule: messenger RNA, 2618 nt
Organism: Chenopodium quinoa (quinoa)
Lineage: Eukaryota; Viridiplantae; Streptophyta; Magnoliopsida; Caryophyllales; Amaranthaceae
Product: trihelix transcription factor PTL-like
Exons: 3
Coding region: 420-2288 (622 amino acids)
Source: RefSeq, a predicted model, not a curated record